GCUCGUAAAAGUUCCUGCUUUGAAUGCAAGUGAGGAUGGUGGGGACCGGUUUCGGAAAUCUGAUUUAAAACUCUCCGCUCCUCCACUUCCUUGGGAUCCUUCGUUUGGGAAUGCCGAUGCGUGUCGCGGUUUGCAGCAAAGCGGUAACCUGUUGGUUGGUGCCGGUUGUCUCUUCCACGCAUCCCAGCAACUUAUUUUUUUCCUAAGGAGGACCGCGAAACGCUAUGGGAAAAUAGCAUUAAGCUGUGCCGCUCCGAUAUUUUUUUGUCAUUGUUAGACUAAAGGCAGGGAAAUGGCUCUACAGUUUUGGCAUUUACCUCGUGGGGUUAUCUAUAAAGUUUAUCUUAAAGAAAAUCGUGUUAUAAAGAGAAAUGUGGAUGAACAACUAAGAAUUAAGACAGUAUAUGACAAAAGUAUUGAGGAAUUGCCACCUGAAAAAAAGCACCUUAUAAAGAAUAAGCUUUUCCCGCAAGCUAUUUCCUAUUUAGAGAAGACAUUUCAAGUACGGAAACCUACUGGUACCAUUCUAUUAAGCAGACAGUGUGUAACAAAUGAAUAUUUAAGGAAGAAAGAUGACCCUCACCGAUACUGCCGAAAAGCAUGUGCAGAAUAUACAAAGUGUGGUCCAGUCACAGUUCCUGAGGAACACCUUCAGCAAUGUAGGGCGUGUAAUGAAAUGCUGGAUUGUGGACCUGUUGGUGUAAGAGACCAAGAAGGGGUUCGAGAUGCUGACUUCGUGUUAUAUGUUAGUGCUCUGACUACUGAAAGGUGUGGCCAAGAAAAUAUUAUUGCAUAUGCAGCAUACUGUCAACUAGAAGCUGAUAUGGACAGACCAAUUGCAGGGUAUGCUAAUCUUUGUCCGAAUAUGAUUUCAACCCAAGCACAAGAAUUUGCUGGCAUGCUGUCUACUGUGAAACAUGAAAUCAUUCAUGCACUGGGUUUUUCUGCUGGGCUGUUUGCAUUUUAUCGUGAUGAUGAUGGAAAUCCUUUGACUGCCCCAUCUCAAAAUGGAUUGCCACCCUUUAAUGAAAGCCUUGGUGUAUAUCAAUGGAGCAAUAAAGUAGUAAAUAGCGCUGUGCGGUUAUGGGAUGUACGGGGCAAUAAGAAACUGCUUCACAAUGUAUUCCUUCUGAUAACUCCUAAAGUAGUUGAGGAGGCCCGAAAACACUUUGGAUGUCAAUUUCUAGAGGGGAUGGAACUUGAAAAUCAAGGUGGCAUGGGUACAGAGCUCAAUCAUUGGGAAAAGAGAUUGUUGGAGAAUGAAGCUAUGACUGGAUCACACACUCAGAACAGGGUCUUCUCCCGCAUCACUUUGGCAUUAAUGGAAGACACUGGCUGGUAUAAAGCCAAUUACAACAUGGCAGAAAAGCUUGAUUGGGGCAGAGAUAAAGGCUGUGACUUUGUGAUGAAAAGCUGUAAGUUUUGGAUUGAUCACAAGAGGAGAAGGAAAGAAUUGGUGGAUCCAUAUUGUGACACUCUGCGGACUAAUCCAUUGCAGCUAACCUGUAGACAGGACCAAAGAGCAGUGGCAGUGUGCAAUUUACAGAAAUUCCCACAACAGCUUCCUCAGGAAUAUCAGUAUUUUGACCGUCUUUAUGGGGUACCAUCAGAAGAUUUGCCUUAUUAUGGUGGGUCUGUUGAAAUUGCAGACUUCUGUCCAUUCAGUCAGGAAUUUAGCUGGCACUUAAGUGGUGAAUUUCAGCGAAGUUCAGACUGUAGAAUACUCGAAAAUCAACCAGAUCCUUUCAAAAACUAUGGCGCAGAGAAAUAUGGACCAAAUUCUGUGUGUCUCAUUCAGAAGUCAGCUUUUGUUAUGGAACAAUGCAGAAAGAAACUCAGUUACCCUGACUGGGGCAGUGGCUGUUACCAGGUUUCUUGUUCUCCCCGUGGGCUGACUGUUUGGGUCAAGGAUGAGUCAUAUUUGUGCAGUCGCUCAGGUCAAAUCCUAACAGUGAAUAUUCAGAUGAAUGGAUGGGUACAUAUUGGGAACCUAAUUUGCCCAGCGUGUUCAGACUUCUGUGAUUUCUGCCCACCUGAGCAGGAUCCUCCUCCAGUUGCUAAUUUAACAAGACUCACAUCUAUUGAUUUGUGUUCCUGUUCCCCUAGCCUGGUAGUAACCCUAUGGCUAUUGAUGGCGAACUUGCUUCCACUACUGGCUGGAUUUCUUCUUUGUGCAUGGAGUUAAACUGGGCUCCCAGGUUACCACAUAGACUACGUCUAGAGUACACUCCAUUUGAGUUCUUCUCAAAGGCAGCUAUUCGGAAGAGCAAACACAUCUCCACCUGCCUUGUGGCAAGAAGGCCGGCUGAUCACAGGCAGAAGGUGCUGGAGAAACAGCCUCCAUCCCGAGAGAGGCGAAGUUUACAGCGUCAUCUCAAUAAGUGCCAGUAUUAAAGUUUUGUUUUUACAUUGGUAACAAAUUGUGGGGAACAAAAUCGCCAGUAGUGUUAUGUUGCCACUGGUCUGGAGCACUCUUGAUAGGCAGAAUUCUCUGAAACUGGUAGCAGAAUUUUUGUCAUCCUUAGAGAUAUACCUCAGAGUUUCCUUUAAUUUAAAAGCCAUGAAAAUAAGUCGCCAUCAUUGCUAAUAACUUGAGCCUAGUGUGGCUUUAUGGAUUCUUGCAGAUGUAUCCAAAGAGUUAGCCUUUCGGUACAGCUUUAGGAUGCUUCCAGAACUGUUAUUUGCUUUGUACACUCUGGUGAUUUGAAGAUACAGUGGUACCUCAGGUUAAGUACUUAAUUCAUUCCAGAGGUCCGUUCUUAACCUGAAACUGUUCUUAACUUGAAGCAACACUUUAGCUAAUGGGGCCUCCUGCUGCUGCCGCGCCGCCGGAGCACGAUUUCUGUUCUCAUCCUGAAGCAAAGUUCUUAACCUGAAGCACUAUUUCUAGGUUAGCGGAGUCUGUAACUUGAAGCGUAUGUAACCUGAGGUACCACUGUAUUCUCUUAAGUAUCUGCUGCUCAGAAUAUGGAGGAACUUUUCAAUAGCUGCACAUCAUGCACUUUUGAUAUUCUAAAUAAUGAAAAUAUUUAAUCUCCCCUUAACUUGUUGAAGACCAACCACUAAACUAAAGUAUUAUGCUGUAAUUUCGAUGGACUUAAGCCUUCAGUCCUAAGCAUACUUGCUAGGAAGAUUUGCAUCCUAGCAAGCAUGUUUAGGAUUGAACAUUCUUAAGUAAACUUGUUUUGGGUUAGGUUACUCAUGUUCAGUUUCUUACAAGGUAAUUUGAGGAAAGGAGUAGCCCUCAUUCAUGAAUGUUCAUUUCACUGCAUUGGCCUUCUUCAAAUACUGGUAUACAGCCAGUCCUUAGGGGGGGUUUUCCACACACUUAGGUGAGUAGGCCAGAGGAAGAGUGAAAUCACUGAAUUCAUAAUUAAGUUUGAGGGGGCUUAAAAAAAACACACCACCAAACUGUGAUACUUACAGAUUCCAUACUGACACCUUUGGGGCCAAAAUGUGGGUUUCUAUUAUCAGGGGCCCUAUUCUGGUUUUUGGGUGAAAGAAUUGCUGAGCUCAAUUAUGUUGGGUACAUGAAGACUUUUAAGCUUUCUUUUUUAAAAAAAGUAUGCUGCUUGUGCCACCAGGAAAUUGCUAAAAGUCAGUCAGUGAGCAACUUGUAGAUGAAGAAUCUGUUCCCGUGAGACUGAAAAACCCUCAGGGAUCAUAGUUCUGAUAACUUUCCUUUCUUGCAACUGGCACAAAUUGGUUUUGCCUUGGGACUGGAGGGGUUCACACCUGGUCCUGGCUGAGCAUUCUGAUCCAUUGAAAGCAGUGCUGCACUAGGAGAAGCAAAUGUUUACCUAAAUCUUCCAGUCCUCUCAAAAAGUGUGCAGUGGUAGCUGGCUGAUCAGCAUAGUGAGAUCGGAAACUUGAGUGGAAUCAGGGGAUCUCUUCCAUUAACAAGAAAUGCAGUCUCUUUGAAGAAAGUACAUGGGGAGUGGCU
Podarcis raffonei (Aeolian wall lizard) is the source of this 3943-nucleotide messenger RNA. RefSeq names its product leishmanolysin like peptidase (gene LMLN). The coding region runs from base 293 to 2185 and encodes 630 amino acids. Gene Ontology annotation, biological process: proteolysis; cell adhesion. NCBI's taxonomy places the organism in Eukaryota, Metazoa, Chordata, Lepidosauria, Squamata, Lacertidae. Gene Ontology annotation, cellular component: membrane; cytoplasm. The record is from RefSeq and is a predicted model, not a curated record. The transcript has 17 exons. Gene Ontology annotation, molecular function: metalloendopeptidase activity.